AUGGCGCCCUUCCGCCGCUCCGCGGAAGGCCUGUUUCCGCCAUUGCUGAUGCUGGCGGUCAUCGGCGUGCUAUUCUGUCCUGCGGGACACGCCGCAAUCACGGUGGAACAACCGAGAAUUCGGCACGAGCAGCAAUCGUGCGGGAGGGAGCAGUGCGGGGCGGCGCAGCAGGGAGGGGGGAGGCGGCGGAUAGCAGAGGAGGUGGAGGAGGAGGUGGUGACAGGAUGGUACCGGGGGGAAGGCGCUGCUGCUGCUGCUGGUGUGGCUGCGGCUGCUGGUGCUGGUGCAGGUGGCGUGAGCCGGUACCUAAAGGAGUCUCAACAUGUCGUCAGUGCCAUGGGCAUGGCCACGAUGCAGGCAGUGACACCAGCGCCCAAGCUGCGCAAGUGCCAGAAGCUGCUGCGAGAGGGCUCCUUCAGCCUCAACCGGUCGUCCUAUUUCAUAGGCCUCAACGUGGGGCCGCGCAAGCAGCUGUUCUACCUGCGCCUGGACAACCUCACGCCCGUCACCUGGUUCACCUGCGACUGCGUCACGCCCACCUCCUGCCGCACUGCCGGCACCGUCCUGCCCGAGCGGCCUCCAUACAACACAACGGAGAACGGGGCUACGGCAGUUCUUUGCGAUGCGGACACGUGCAAGAACAACACCGACAGGCCCGCACCCGGCCUCAAGAUCGGCUGCCAGGUAGCGGACCAGAUCCCGUCAAAGCUGGGCAAGGGCAAGUGCGAGUACCUGCACCUGCACACCAUCGUGCGGUCGCCGCUGGGGUCCAUAGGCAGCCUGCCGAACAAGGACGGCACCAAGGUGGGCAAGAGCUACGGCAUCUUCUACCCGGAGAACGUGUGGCUCACGCACAUGGACGGCUGGACCGUCAGCCCGGAGCUUGUUGUUGGCUGUGGCAUGGUGCAGAAGGGCGCGCUGGGCGGCUACACAGAGGUCCCCGACGGCGUGUUCGGGCUGGGAUGGGGCAAACUCAGCAUCCUGUCCCAAAUGGCGGACCUGGGUGUGUGGGAGAACAGCUUUGGGCUGUGCUUCGAGGGGGACAUGGGUCUCAAGGGCGGGUCGUACCUCAACCUGGGCGACGCGCUGAUCGAGGGGUACAGCGACAGCAUCCCGAUGCGGCGCAUAUUCCCCAGCCCCAUGUUCUUUGUGGAGUUGGUGGAGGUGCGCGUUGGCAGCAAGGUGGUGAGCGUGCCCGCGGGCACGUUUGGGAAGCCGACGCCCAAGGCGGAGGGCGGCGUGGUGGUGGACCCGUUUACCACUGUGACGCGCUUGCCGCUCGUUGCUCUGCUCGCCAUCAAUGAAACGCUGGUGGGGCUGAUGCCCAAUCUGACCUACGACAAGGGCAACUCCAAGACCUUCGGGCUCAUCUGCUGGAAGGGCGCGCCCUACAAGCAGAAGAAGCCGGAGCUGUUCUACCCGCAGUUCCCCAACAUGCAGCUCGUCUUCCCCAACAACGUCAUCUUCUACGUGCUGCCGCAGUCCUACCUCAUCGCGAACAUCACCACGGGCAAGAUGUGUCUGGCGGCAGCAGAGACCACUGACAGCCGCACCACCAUUGGCGGUACGCAGAAGCACAGGGCAAGGCGUGCUGGGUGUAGUGGUGCUAUGGCUGUUGCUUGA
This is a messenger RNA of Closterium sp. Yama58-4, 1623 nucleotides long. NCBI's taxonomy places the organism in Eukaryota, Viridiplantae, Streptophyta, Zygnematophyceae, Desmidiales, Closteriaceae. The record is from the annotation of a GenBank genome assembly.